GAAAAAGCUGCCGGGUGUUUUUCGCGGCAGGAAAAGUUUAUUUUCGACUGCACUAUUUUCUCCUCUGCGUUGACUUUUUUAAUGUAAAUUUUGCCCUCAUUUCUUAUUCCCUUCUUUCUUCUAUUCUCUCAUUUCUCUACUUCAGUCCCAGUUUUCUUGACGGCGAGAGACCUAGGAAAAGGAAAAAGGAAGUACCGGAGGAUAAAUGUCGAAGCUUCCUCGCAACCACAGCGGAGGCACAAUUCGGCCACCCAGCACUGGGAUGACGCUGUCGCGCGUGCACGCCGAUUUCAAUGAGCAUUCGUCUGGGCUGCCUACCCUUGCCCAGCGCUCAGGCACAGUUGGUCGGCGCGCAACACUCUCUAGCAGCACAUUCAUGGUACCGGCCGAGAAUUCGUCUCCGACACCCAACCGAGCAUCUGGAAUUCCAGGCACUCUGUCACGAGCAUCACACGGCAGCAGCGGGGCUGGCAGCCCAACCUCAGGGCUGCCCAUGGCGCACGGGCUGAUGACGCCAGGGCAUUCGGCGGGUGUGAAGGAGCCUGUAGCACGCGGCGGGACGAUUGCCCGUCCGUUCAGCCAGCAGAAUGCACCUGUGCAUGCAAAGGACUUGUUUGCGGGUAAUAGUGCUGCACCAGCAAAGCCGGCCACGCCGUUGAAUCGUGGCCACGCGCUCCGCAAAACCAUUGAGGGAUCGCCCAUAGCUAGCAAUGCUGACCGGCCACAGUCGCCACUGGGCGUGCGUGUCGGCGACCCCGUAUUCAUCCCGUCCAUGUCACUCAGCGGCACGCUGCGCUUCCUGGGUGCGAUUGACGGGAAGCAGGGGACGUGGGCUGGUGUUGAGCUCGAUGAACAAGGGAAGGGGAAGAACGACGGCAGUGCUGGAGGCAAGGCGUACUUUAGCUGCCCUCCUAAAACGGGGCUGUUUCUGGUGCAUUCCAAGGUCGAGCCCCAGCCCAGCCCCACUGGCGCCCUUGCCGAGCAGCCCAAGCCGCAUGCGCAGGAAGCAGCUGCCUCGCCAAAGACGCCUAGUGUGAUGUCUGGUCGUGCAAGCAGGCUGGCUGCCAUGUCGACGAACAUGAAGCGGGCGGCGAUCAUCCGCGGUCCUGGGGCCACCAAAAGUCACGCAAAGCCCGCGCAACAGCCUGCCACAAUUCGCCGCCCAACACUGACUCGACCUGGAGCCUCAGCUAUCGACACGGCUCGCCCGCGCGCACCCUCCACCAUUCGUCGCAACACCAGCCAGCGUACAGGCACGCCGUCUCCGUCGCGCCCCACGUCCAGCACGCCAACGUCAUCGCUGGGAGACCCAAACCCAAGCUCUCCACGUCCGCGCAUUGCGCCCAACCGCGUCACAUCGCCCGAUAGCAGCACUGGUCUCGGCCGCCGCCGCACUGCACUCAAGCCGCCGCAGCCAUUGACCAGCGAUGAUGGCAGCGCGAAGAAUGUGCCUACUGGAAACGAACUUGAGCGGAUGCGGCUGCGCAUCGAUAUGCUGGAGGCUGAGAACCGCGUGCUUCGGCUCAAGAACGAGCAUGGGAAGGCGCACCUGGCGGCUGGGCAGAUGCUGGCUCGCGACCUGGCUCUGGUUUCGCCUGACAGUGCCAGCCCGCCCAAUUCCAAGGGUCAUGGAAUGGGAAAGAAUCGCACAGCGCACGAUAACUUGACAUGGCAGCUGCGCGAGGAGCGAGAGAUGCGCGAUCGGGAGCGUGAGGCGAGCCAGCUGCAGAUCACUGAACUCGAGCGCCAGAUCAAGGAGCUCAGCGAAUCUCCGCCGCCGAGUGAUCUGGCCAAUGCUCAGUCCAGCGCCGAGCUGGAACCGCUGAAGGCACAAAUCGCUGACCUCGAGGAGAAGCUUGCCAAUGCUAUGCAGCAGCACACUGCAGCAGCCGAUCAGCUGGCGGAAUCAGCCUCCUCUCUCGACACGCUGCAUGAGCAAGUGUCGGCCAAGGACCAUGAUAUUGCGGUACUGACGAGCAAGUUUGAUCGCACGGCGGCAGAGCUAGCACGCACUACGCAAAAGUACACCGAGCUCAUGCAGGAGCAGGAGCAGCGCAACGCAACCGAUGUCAUUGAGGAAUCGGAACAUGUGGAGAAGCUCACGAAGCAGGUCGAUAGCCUGCGCCGCGCACUGUCUGCCGCUGAGGAUCAGGCGCAUGGCGCAAACUCUGAGCUGCAUGACGUUCGCCAGGCGAAGGCAAUGACAGAUGCUGAGCUGACAAAGCUACAGACAGCAUAUUCCCAGCUGGAGAGCAGGACGGCUGGGUUCGAUGCGCAGGCCAAGCAGCUGGGGGCGUUCCGCGAUUGCCUCGAGCACAUUACCAAAGCCGUGCCGACGCACCUCCCCGGUUCCGAGCUUGACGAGUCUUCGGACAUCAGCGUCCGUGCGCAGCAUCUUGUCGACCAGCUUGCGGAUUUGGCCGAAUCCACCUCAACACGCGUUGGUGAGCUGACCAGCGCAGCUGAGGCCACUGCGGCACGCAUUGCCGAGCUUGAGCAAGAGCUGGAGGCUGCCAAGCAGCCCGCUCCUGGUGGUGACGUCGACAGCGAUGCUGAGAGCAACGGCUCUUCAGUGAGCCCCGCCGCCCACAUCAAGACCCUUCGCGCCCGCGUCGCCGAGCUCGAAACAAUGAACGAUGAGCUGAUCACCGAGCGAGUGCAGUUCCUCGACGAGCAGCGUCUGGUCAACGACUACCUGGAGAAGCUCGAGUCCGAAAGCAACCGCCUCGUCGAGGACAUCGAGCAGCUGACUGCCGAGAACCAGCGUCUUGUCGAGGACCUGCGUGCGGUCAGUCUGCAGAACAGCACGGUGUCGCUCGACAUGACGCAGGUGGACAAGAAGCUGUCGCACCAGUCGGGCGAGUCCAACGCCGAGGAGGACGGCGGGCAGCAGCAGCAGCAGCAGCCAGUCGAUAACAGCAGCGAGUGGAGUGCGCAGCUCGAGUCUCUGCGCGCCUCGCACCGUGCUGAGGUCGCCACGCUGAAGUCACAGCUGGUCGAGCUCGAGAAGCGCAAGAACGCCGAGAGCAAGAAGCUGCACGACGAGAUCAGCUCGCUGGAGAAUCUCAUCGAGGACAAGAUCUUUAGCGAAGAAGACUUCACCAACCGGAUCAACGAGCUCACUGACGAAGUCGACCGCUUGCAGCGCGAGAUCCAGCGGCUCCGCCAGGGCGGCGGCAGCGGCGGCAGCAGCGGCAGCGGCAGCAGCAGUACAAAGGCAAAGAGCCCGUUGCCAGCACAGGACGCAGACACUCUCGCUGCCUCGAUCUCUGCCUCAGUCGACCUAAACGACGAUCUUGGUGAUAGCGAGGAGUACUGCGAUGUGUGCGAUGAGCACGGCCACAGCAUUGCCGACUGUCCACUGAUGGCGACUCCGUCCGACCUGUUCAAGCAGGAGGCAAAGACCGACAGCUCCCGCAUGUACUGCGACAAUUGCGAGGCCUUCACCGACCACUGGACAUCAGACUGCCCGCACGACGACGAGACCUUCUAGGCACUGCUCCCCUGUCUCGCGCCCUGUUUAUUGUUAUCACUAAUAGUGUUUCCCACACGCUACAUCCACCACCUUGGCGUGCUCUGGCAAGUUGCAGUGCUAUGUAGGCGAUGUUUAUUUAAAAGUCAUUUACUGGCUAAGCGCAAUAAAUGGUGAAAGAGUU
This is a messenger RNA of Linderina pennispora, 3656 nucleotides long. RefSeq lists its product as uncharacterized. The transcript has a single exon. The record is from RefSeq and is a predicted model, not a curated record. Bases 494 to 3493 code for a protein of 999 amino acids. NCBI's taxonomy places the organism in Eukaryota, Fungi, Kickxellomycota, Kickxellomycetes, Kickxellales, Kickxellaceae.